UCCAGUGAUUUGGCACUUUUGAAUUUGUCAAGGUUUCGGGAGAGACGUCGAGAGAGAAACACCAAGUCAAGAUGUUUAAAGAACUUCUCAUUCUUGCUUUUUUCGUGGGGCUCGCGUCCGCGAAAAUCAUUGUAAAAUCAGAAAACGACUUAAAGAAAAGAGAUUCGUUUGAACCCGAGAGACUAAGCCUACCCAAGCACAUCCUGGAAGACGCCGAUGUAGGGGAUCCCUCAAUCUUCGAUGAAAAGAGAGGAGCUGACUUCGAUAAGGCCUUAUCUAUCUAUGAUUAUAUCACCGACUUGAACAAGAGGGCAGCUUGUACUCACUACUUCCCCAGCCUUUGCCCUACGUUGGCCAGGAAAGGGUACUGCAGCAAGGCGAAAGCGGGCAGAAAAGCAGCAUUUGUGACCAGAUUCUGUGGCUGGGUUUGUAAUGGCUGCUAGAUUGUCCUAGCUCAUUUGAUGAAUAUACAACUUAAAUGGGUGUUAUUUCACAUCUGUUAUUCCAAGUCUUUUUUAAUAUCUACAUUUUUUAAGUUAAAUAAAACUUAAGCAAAACAUCGCUAUCUAAAUUUGGUCAACUUGUUUAAAAAAUCCAUUUUUCUCUGCAGUUUAUCGCUAGUUAAUCAUACAUAUUCGAAUACUAGUCGGAUGUUCGUUCGGGUGAUGAUCGGGUGAUUUUCGUCAAUUUCCGUUAUGUGUAAGCGGUUGACACAAUUUACAUAUCACGAGCUAUUUCAUAUGAUCAAGUGAAACUACGUUUAAUCACAUGAAAAUAUUACCAAUAAUUAUUCAUGGUCAUUCAACUAAUAAAGGACUAUAAUCACUAAA
Molecule: messenger RNA, 830 nt
Organism: Actinia tenebrosa (Australian red waratah sea anemone)
Lineage: Eukaryota; Metazoa; Cnidaria; Anthozoa; Actiniaria; Actiniidae
Source: RefSeq, a predicted model, not a curated record